Molecule: messenger RNA, 767 nt
Organism: Bradysia coprophila
Lineage: Eukaryota; Metazoa; Arthropoda; Insecta; Diptera; Sciaridae
Source: RefSeq, a predicted model, not a curated record
GAAUUAAUAAAUGAAAAAUUUGCUUCAAAAAGCAAGUCUAUUCGGCUCUUACUAUCAUUCAUCCAAAGUUCGCCAAUGAUGAGGUUAACGACGACGAUUUCCUUUCAUUUGCUACUGACAUUUGUGGAGACAUUCGACAUGCAGUGCGACUAUGUUAACAGUGGCUGGUAUAUUGUCGGCAAUAUCAAGAAUUGUUAUGCUAGAAAUUUAACUGUAGAUGGGCCUGACCAAUUUGUGGACAGUGUUAACGGUGAUACAACCACGAUACUGGAAGAUGUUCUUGGUUUUUGGGUUCAAAAUCAAGUAUGCCACUACAUUCCACAGAAGAUGGUCGCAUUUAUGCCAAACUUGAAGGCGUUUGGAUUGUCAAACUCUGGACUCAAAACGAUAUCGAAAUUCGAUCUUGCACCAUUUCCCGAUUUGAUACGGAUUGCCUUUUACGGAAAUCAGCUGGAAUACAUUGACGGCGAUUUAUUCACACUAAAUACCAAAAUUCAAUCCAUAAACUUGGAGGACAAUAAUUUGCUGAUCAUCAAUGGGCCCGUACUAAAACCGCUAUUGUUUUUGAAUUAUGUUGCGUUUAAAUUGCCAUGUUUCAAUAAGAAGUGUGAACAUAGUGGCUGUAUACCGGAAAUCAAAAUGCGAUUCAGCGAAAAGUGCGAAUUCGAUUCAAUUUAUCCGGGCUUCACGAAAUACUUUAAAAGUUUGAAGCGAACGGUGGAGAUAUGUAAUCGCAUAUGAUGACUGAGCUGGUGCAAAAAGCCUUC